Messenger RNA from Pseudomassariella vexata, 1362 nucleotides. RefSeq lists its product as uncharacterized. The transcript has 4 exons. The record is from RefSeq and is a predicted model, not a curated record. NCBI's taxonomy places the organism in Eukaryota, Fungi, Ascomycota, Sordariomycetes, Amphisphaeriales, Pseudomassariaceae. The coding region runs from base 1 to 1362 and encodes 453 amino acids.
AUGUUGAACAAAUUCUUCCUCGCCGCCCUUCUCUUGGGCCAAACUAUGCUGGCCAUCCCUCUCCCAGACACUGAUCUGGCUAAAUCACACGAGGCUAGUGUUCCUGAUACCGAGGUGAAUGGCAACCUCAUUGCGCGUGCCCCUCCGGACGACGCUAUGUAUGCUCAUCCGGAUGACGCGGAUUAUCAUCCGAAGGUGGACAAGCGAGACGAGAUUGAACACAAACACACCAACGCGCUGGAACAGAGGAACGCCCCUGAGAUCAACAUCGACGACCUCCCAGAAAAUUUGGCGCAGAGAGACAUCGAGAUGAACCAAGCGGAAAACCAACCCGGCGAAUUGAGCGAAAAUCACGUGGAGAAGCGAAACGAGAUUGAAGAUGACCACACCAACGCGCUGGAACAGAGGAAUGCUCCUGAGAUUAACAUCGACGAUCUCCCAGACAACUUGGUCCAGAGAGAUGUCGAGGUGAAUCAAGCGGAAAACCAGCCCAGUGACUUGAGCGAUAAUCACCUGGCGAAGCGAGACAAGAUUGAAGAUGACCACACCAACGCGCUGGAACAGAGGAAUGCUCCUGAGAUUAACAUCGACGAUCUCCCAGACAACUUGGUCCAGAGAGAUGUCGAGGUGAAUCAAGCGGAAAACCAGCCCAGCGACUUGAGCGAUAAUCACCUGGCGAAGCGAGACAAGAUUGAAGAUGACCACACCAACGAGCUGGAACAGAGGAAUGCGCCUGAGAUCAACAUCGACGAUCUCUCAGACAACUUGGUCCAGAGAGAUGUCGAGGUAAAUCAAGCGGAAAACCAACCCAGCGACUCGAGCGAUAAUCACAUGGCGAAGCGAGACAAGAUUGAAGAUGACCACACCAACGAGCUGGAACAGAGGAAUGCGCCUGAGAUCAACAUCGAUGAUCUCCCAGACAACUUGGUCCAGAGAGAUGUCGAGGUAAAUCAAGCGGGAAACCAACCCAGCGAUUCGAGCUAUAACCACGUGGAGAAGCGAGAUAUUGACCUCCAACCGAGACACGGUAUCUUGAAAGGACGGGUAGGAUUGAACUGGACUGAAGAGGAACUGGCAGUUCGUAGUAACUACUUUGGGACCAAGGUCAACAAAGUUAUCGGGCCCUUAUUUUCCCGACAAAAACAUUCCACUGCUAGGCUGAAUGUGGCCCCGGCUGAGCGCUCGGGUUCGCGGCCUUGCCCUGCCCAGGCAUUCCUCCCCGCAUCAUUUACGUCGUGGCCUGACAUGAAUCGUCUAGUCAAUCAUCGUGAACCAAUUUCCAAAAACUUUGUUGUGGGAAGGCAUGGGUGGGAUUUCGAUCAACUCGCUGGCCGACGGUCACCGGCUUAUUGGUUUCGGUGA